GGCGGGGCGUUUCCUGACACAACACGGAAGCGAAUAUGAUGGCAAGUUUCUGAGCAUUGGAAAAGCCUUACGGGCUCCAUAACGGCAAUGUCAGUGCGGCAAACAUGUUAAUAACGCUCUGUUAUAUCUACCUCUGGGUGCGCUUUCAGAAAUGCUACACGGGAGUCAUUCGCAGUGUUUUGUUUAGGCUGCGCACAAACCGGAGCAGCUUAGCCUUCUGCGCGCAGAGUUUCAGCAGCCUGCAGAGUCCCACCUCACCCGAGGACACGGUCUUCCUUCAGCUGGGCAACAAGGUUAUUUACAUCACCGAGCCUCAGGCGUGUGAUGACCUGAGCAAGUGGACUUUGUUGCUCGGCUCUUCGUCGGUUACUGCUCCAAAACUAGAGAACGUCGCCUUUAUUAUAGAAGCUACACCAAAACAGACAGCUGCACACUCUCGUCCGUCAUCGAACAAGAAAGCGCUGAAGUGGUCAGACUAUUGCCUUCCUCUGGCCUGCAGCCCAGGACAGCCAUACAGGGCAGUGGCUGAAGCGAGCCUGGACAACUUCAGCACGCUUGGAGUGGCUUUCCUGGAAGACCGACUGCAAAUGGAAAAUGGCCUCAUUCCUGCAAAAAUAGUUUCGGUGUUGCUCAGGGAAUCUGCGCUGAAAGAACUCCUUGAGAAUCGGCAGUCAGGCCCGGAGAAAAAGCCUGACCCGUUUCUAAGUGACAUUCCAAAGGAUACCGUUGUGACCUCGGCUUCUCCGUGUGAGCAGUGGCCCGAAGAUAUCCCGCAAGACCUCGGGAAGAGCUCAUGUGGAGCAUUGUGUGACCAGCAAGUGGAACCAGAGCACAAAACUGACCACCAUCACAUGGAUGGCCACCACCUGCACCUCUCCAGCUGCCAUGAGUGCCUGGAGCUGGAGAACAGUACCAUCCAGUCAGUAAAAUAUGCCUCCGUCGAGAACAUCCCAGACCUGCCUGAUGAUUCCACAGACACUGAUGUGGAGGAGGAAGCUGAUGAGAGUCUCUCGGCCUGGAGGGGGUUUGACAAUACAAACAGCAAACCGCCCAAUGUGCUUGUGUACACAGGCGGCUGUGAGGAGCGCUACAGACACGUGCACUCGCUUCUGGCUGAAUGCAUCGACGCUGACCGCUACGCUAUCUACCCCCUCCGGCCGGAGCAGGCACUCGAAGAGCCGUGGCUAGAAAACACGCUGCUCUUGGUGCUGGUCACAGAAGAAGAGCUCACACCUGGGAUGCAGCUACGUUUUCUGACAUACCUAGGCCAGGGUGGUAAAGUCCUGGGUCUGUCCUGUUUGUUGUGCCCAGCUGGGCUCAGGCUACGUUCCCGCGAGGAGCAACGAGGCCAAAUCUGCAGGCUGAACUUCACAAAAUCUGAUAGCACAGAAGUACAGCUAAGUGUGUUAGCCAGUGGGAAUGUUUACAUACGUGACCCGCAUGAUGCUAGCAGCGGAGAGGUGGAGUUGUGGGGCGAGCUGAGUGCCAAGGACGAAGAGGUGAAAGACAUGGUUAUCGUCAGAGUCACUCACGGCGAGGAUGGUGGAGAAGCUGUACUGUGCCAGGUGCAUUUGGAGUCAGCUCCAGAUUCUGAACAGGUGCAGGACAGAGCAGGGUUCUCAGAGCUGAAGAUGAGUAAUACGAAACGCUAUGAGGUCCUUACAGAAAUCCUCACCUCUCUAGGUCUUAGCUGUGAACUGAACCAGAUGCCUCAACCAAGCCCCAUUUACCUGUUUUCCACCCAGUCGAAGCUGAAGAAUGCGUUUGUGCGCUGGCUGAGAGAGCACGUGGAUGGCAAGGGCACUGUUCGCUCUCAGAAGACCAGCCUGAGGGUGAUAUGGGGCCAAAGUGAGCUGAGCGAGUUAGGUGACGGGGAGCUAGCACUGCACACCGAGGUCCCAGAAUUCCUCUCUGAGCAUUUCAGCAUGGAGACAUACAGGCAGAACCUGCAGAGCCAGCGGCUGGGACACACACUGCUCUACGCUGAUGUCACUCCUACCACCAUGGACCUGCUAGAGGGAUUGAUGUUGCAGUUACCAGAGGAUAUGGGGUUAAUUGCUGUGGCAGCACGUCAGACUAAGGGCAAAGGGCGAGGGGGGAACAAGUGGUUGAGCCCACUGGGUUGCGGCAUGUUCACACUGCACUUGCAAGUAGCGGUGAGCUCCCGACUUGGCCAGAGAAUCUCCUUCCUGCAGCACCUGGCUGCUCUUGCUGUAGUGGAGGCUGUGCGCACACUGCCUGGAUAUGAGGACAUUGACCUGAGGGUGAAGUGGCCCAAUGAUAUUUACUAUGGUAACCUGAUGAAGCUCGGGGGAGUACUGGUCACAUCAUCUGUGAUGGGAUCGACCUUUCACCUCCUCAUCGGUUGUGGGUUUAAUGUGAGCAACAGUAAUCCUACCAUCUGCAUUAAUGACAUGGUGGUUCAGCAUAAUCGUGAGCGAGGGACCAAGCUGAGUCCUCUAAGCCCAGCACAGCUCAUCGGCCGCUCUGUCACCCUGCUAGAGCAGCUCAUUUCUGAGUUUCAGCUGCAAGGUCCUGAGGCAGUGCUGCCCAUUUACUACAAAAGAUGGGUUCAUGGUGGUACAAAGGUGCGGUUGUGGAGUGAGGAUGGUCCUGAGGUUGAGGUGGUGGGACUGGAUGAUCAUGGCUUCCUGCAGGUGAGCUCUCAAGACCAGGGUCUGGUGUCUGUUCAGCCUGAUGGAAACUCCUUCGACAUGCUGAGAAACUUGGUCAUCACCAAGCACAACUAGACUCUAUAUACGCACAAUGUAAGCGCUUAUUGCUGCAAGAAAGAACUCUUCACAGCAAUGUCAGAUUUCACUCAUAACCGUUCUUCUUGUUUUGCUGUGUAAUCUACUAAAAACUUGAAUUUAAUUGAAUUAGAUGUGUAAGGAGUCCUCGGAUUAGGAUUAGGGUGGGGUUUAAUAUAAAGCAACAGUUCAACAGAAAUAAUCAUUUCUAGCCAAAUCUUUAAUUUAAGUUGCAUUUAAGAAAACAUUAGUAUGAUUCACGUAGGUAAAAACAUGUCUGGAUAAGUUUUAUUGUUUGUUUGGGGCUUCUGACUGUGCUGAUUUGAGAGUCUUCUGUUUAUUAUAAAAAGGUUCAGCUUUCUAAAGAAACAUUUUGCAAGUCUUUUAUUCCCAGCACGCUAUAACAAUUAUGGUGAUCAGAUUGUACAUGUUUGCUCUGAAAAAUUCCAUAACAGCAAAAAUAAAAAAAAUCUGAAACUCUUAGUAAACACAGCAGUGCACACUUGUACAACAUGAAUAUAAAUGUCAUAUCUGUCCCUUUUCAAAACUUUUUAGCAGUAUAUGUGGUUACAGUAAUAUGAGUUGAAUUGGUUAAAGUGGUUUAUUUUGAAGCCAUUACAUGUAAAAUUGCAGCACUUAUGAGAAUAUUUAGUUACUUGUGACGAUAUAUCAAAGAAAACAAGAGUACAUAAUAUUUUGUGAUCCAGAGUUUGUAUACAGAUGUGAAUUUCCAUUCGAUAAGUCUCUGAGAAGUCAUUCCUGUGUUUUGUAAUAUUACUCAUCCCAAAUAAAAAGAUUUUAUUGACUGAA
Messenger RNA from Ictalurus punctatus (channel catfish), 3560 nucleotides. RefSeq names its product holocarboxylase synthetase (biotin-(proprionyl-CoA-carboxylase (ATP-hydrolysing)) ligase) (gene hlcs). Gene Ontology annotation, molecular function: biotin--[biotin carboxyl-carrier protein] ligase activity. The coding region runs from base 105 to 2750 and encodes 881 amino acids. Lineage: Eukaryota; Metazoa; Chordata; Actinopteri; Siluriformes; Ictaluridae. Gene Ontology annotation, cellular component: cytoplasm. Gene Ontology annotation, biological process: protein modification process. The transcript is spliced from 11 exons. The record is from RefSeq and is a predicted model, not a curated record.